Molecule: messenger RNA, 5507 nt
Organism: Melanotaenia boesemani (Boeseman's rainbowfish)
Lineage: Eukaryota; Metazoa; Chordata; Actinopteri; Atheriniformes; Melanotaeniidae
Gene: pik3cd
Product: phosphatidylinositol-4,5-bisphosphate 3-kinase, catalytic subunit delta
Exons: 23
Coding region: 320-3445 (1041 amino acids)
Biological process (GO): phosphatidylinositol-mediated signaling; phosphatidylinositol-3-phosphate biosynthetic process; phosphatidylinositol 3-kinase/protein kinase B signal transduction
Cellular component (GO): phosphatidylinositol 3-kinase complex; plasma membrane; cytoplasm
Molecular function (GO): 1-phosphatidylinositol-4-phosphate 3-kinase activity; 1-phosphatidylinositol-3-kinase activity
Source: RefSeq, a predicted model, not a curated record
GGCCCUCAGAGAGCAGAGAGGCAGCGCGCAGCCGCUCAGUCCGUCAGCCAGCCGGCCGCAAAGCAGCAGCAUCACCGCAUGGAUGACAGCGCAAAGGACCCAGGCUGGGAAACACUUGAACCGAGAACCUCUCUUUAAACUGGUGGAUUUCUGAACGCUUUUCUGAACCUCUCUACGGAAUGAUUGGCAGGUGUUAGGACAUGCUGCCGUGAUGUUACAACCUCCAUCUCCGCUGCGAUAAGAAAAAAAAAACAUGAAGAAAUGACCGGACUGUAGGGCUUACAGCAGGGGAGCUGACAGUAAAUGAGAGGCCAUCACCAUGCCCCCGGGGAAGUAUGGGAUGCAGGAGGAGUGGGAGAAGGAGGGGGACCAAGAGAUUUUCAUGGACUUCUUGUUGCCAACCGGGAUCUUCCUUAAAUUUCCAGUGUCUCAGAAUGACACCAUCAAAAACAUUAAAAAAAUGGUUUGGAAAAAUGCCAGAAGUGAGGCGCUCUUUAGUGGACUGGGUGACCCUGAUGGGUAUGUCUUCACCUGCAUCAAUGAGACAGCAGAGAGGGAGGAACUGGAGGAAGAGUCGAGACGGAUAAGUGAUGUACGGCCUUUCAUGUGUGUUCUGAGACUGGUGGCGAGGGAGGGCAACCGAGUGGAGAAACUCACCAACACCCAGAUCAGCCUGCUAAUUGGCAAAGGUCUGCAUGAGUUUGAUGCCCAGAAGAAUCACGAGGUGGAUGAAUUUCGAGCGAAGAUGCGAACAUUUUGCGAAGAGAAGGCUCAGGAGCGACAGGACUUGCCAUGGAAACAGUGGAUGGAGUACAGCUUUCCAUGCAACUUGGAGCCACGCUGCUCUCCACUAGAGUGUGGGAGCAUGAAGUCAAAAAACAUGAAGAAGAUUUUCAUAAAUGUCAAGUUUGAGGCUUGUGAAGAGAGUUUCAUGCUGCAGCAGGACCCUCAGGACCUCCCAGUGACUCUCAUAAAGAGCGCCCUCAAGAAGAAGGCCACUGUCUUUCGCUCAGUACGGCAGGAGCCAGAAGACUACACCUUGCAGGUCAACGGGAGAUGGGAGUUUGUUUAUGGGAACCAUCCUCUGUGCCAGUUUAAGUACAUUUUCUAUUGUUUGAGAAAUGGACAAAACCCUCAACUCAUCAUGGUGCAUCACUCCACCAUCAGCAAAUAUCAGGAGGAGCAAGGCAGAAUGUGCAGCCAGAAUUAUAAGAGUCGUUCCCUAUCUAGACCUCCUCCUCUGCCCGUGAAGAAACAGAACACCUCCUCUCUCUGGUCCAUCAAUGAGUCUUUCUGUAUUCACCUGGUGCAGGGCAGCCGAGUCAAUGCAGAUGAAGGAAUGAAGCUUGUGGUGCAGGCCGGACUGUUCCAUGGCAGUGAACUGCUCUGUAAGGUGGUGACAAGCUCGGAGGUGUCUGUGUGCUCUGAGCCACUGUGGGACCAGAGGCUGGAGUUUGACAUAAAUGUGUCCGACCUGCCCCGUAUGAGCCGCCUGUGCUUUGCACUCUAUGCUGUCAUUGAGAAAACCAAGAAACCAAAAAGCACCAAAAAGAAGAAUAAGAAAGCGGACUGCCCAAUUGCCUGGGUAAACACCAUGGUGUUUGACUACAAGGACCAGCUGAAAACUGGAGAGUCCCUCCUGUCCACAUGGCCAUCUCUACCUGAUGACAAAAGUGACUUGUUGAACCCAAUGGGAACAGUUGAGAAGAACCCCAAUGUGGACAGUGCUGCUGGGCUUCUCAUACGCUUCCCAAAUAUCCGCCCCUACCCUCUCUAUUAUCCUCCACUUGCCAAGAUAAGUGACUUGGAGAAGAAUGGUGAUGCACUUUUUGCCUCUAAAGAAGAGUACAUGAAACUUAAAGAAAUCAUGGACAACAAAAACUUCACAGAGAUUUUUGAGGAUGAGAAAGAGCUUCUGUGGAAUCUCCGUACCGAAAUCCGCGACUUGUACCCUGAAAGUCUGUCAAAACUGCUCCUCAUCACAAAGUGGAACAAGCGAGAAGAUGUUGUUCAGAUGGUGAGUUUGCUCAGGAGCUGGCCCGAACUCCCUGCCAUCCAUGCUUUAGAGCUCUUAGACUACAGCUUUCCUGAUCCCGCGGUCCGUUCUUUCACUAUCAGAUGCCUCAAGAAGCUCAGUGAUGAUGAACUGCUGCAGUACUUAAUCCAGCUGGUCCAGGUCCUGAAGUAUGAGUCCUACCUAGACUGUGACCUGACAACUUUCCUGCUAGAGAGAGCGUUGUCCAACAGGAGGAUAGGACACUUUCUAUUUUGGCAUCUCAGAUCAGAGAUUCACGUGGCUUCUGUGAGUUUACGUUUUAGCCUGAUUCUUGAGGCUUACUGCCGAGGAAACAUCCACCACAUUAAACUCUUAACCAAACAGACCGAAGCUCUGGGCAAAAUGAAGGCCCUGAGUGACAUUGUCAAGUCAGGCUCGCAGAAGAUGACAGUGGAGUACUUGAGGCUGUGUAUCAAGCAGGAGUCUUAUCUGGAGGCCCUGUCGGACCUACUGUCACCACUCGAUCCCAGUAUCAUCCUCUCUGAGAUCUGUGCAGACAAGUGCAGAUUUAUGGACUCUAAGAUGAAGCCCCUCUGGCUAAUGUACAAGAACCCCUUAACUCAAGGAGACAUGGUGGGCAUUAUCUUCAAAAAUGGAGAUGAUCUUCGACAGGACAUGUUGACUCUCCAGAUGAUUCAGCUCAUGGAGAACCUAUGGAAGAAAGAAGGUCUGGAUCUCAGGAUGAUCCCAUAUGGCUGCUUGUCCACUGGAAACAAAAUGGGACUCAUCGAGAUAGUGAAGAACUCUGACACUAUCGCCAACAUCCAGCUCAACAACAGUAACAGUGCAGCUACUGCUGCCUUCAACAAGGACGCCUUGCUCAACUGGCUCAAAUCUAAGAAUCCUGGGGACAAACUUGAUCAAGCAAUAGAGGAGUUCACGCUGUCCUGUGCUGGCUACUGUGUAGCUACUUAUGUGCUGGGUAUUGGAGAUCGUCACAACGACAACAUCAUGAUCAGGGAAACUGGACAGCUGUUCCACAUUGACUUCGGGCAUUUUCUGGGCAACUUCAAGCGUAAACUUGGGAUCAACAGGGAGCGCGUGCCUUUUAUCUUGACAUAUGACUUUGUCCAUGUGAUCCAGCAAGGACGGACAAACAACAGUGAGAAGUUUGAGAGGUUCAGGGAGUACUGUGAGCGGGCCUACAAGAUCCUGUGUCGGAACGGGACGCUGUUUGUCAACCUCUUCGCUAUGAUGAAGGCAGCAGGGCUGCCUGAGCUGUCCUCUUUCAAAGAUAUCCAGUAUCUCAAGGACUCCUUAUCUUUGGGCAAAUCAGAGGAUGAAGCAUUGAAGAAUUUUAAAGUGAAGUUCAAUGAAGCUCUGCGGGAGAGCUGGAAGACAAAGGUCAACUGGAUGAUGCACUCCUUGGCCAAAGAUAAUAGACCAUGAAAAGCAAUGCACCAAUGAAACUGCCAACAAUAAUUGAUUUUUAAUUUAUAGACAUAAAAAGCAAGAAAGCAGUGAUGAAUUUCAUGGCUGGCAUUCAAAGACAGGCAUUAAGAAAUGUUUACAUGUGACUGGUCUUUCUGUGAUAAAUAACAGCUAAGCAGAGGCACUCAAAGACAAUGCCAUGAUUAUGAUGAAUCAUUUUGACGCAAGUAUUCUCACUCUGCCAUCUUUUUUCCAUUACAAGGAGUGCUUUAGCCUGGAAAACAUGCCAGCCUACAUCUUAAUUCAAGAUUUGGUGAAAUAGCUACCUGAAAACUACUGGCUCAUAUGAAGUGAAAGUAAAAAAAUAAUCUCAUCAACCAACUGCAUUACUCAGCAGAGCGCAAGCUGCACACAAACUGUGUGGUGGCCCAAGAUAUCAGAAUAUGUCACCAGAUCUGAAAUUUCACCUCAAGACUUUUCUACAGUUUACAGUCUUCCAUGGCUCAGCCUUGUCUUUCAUUUUAACCACCUCUUUGCUAAAUAGUGUCUUGUAUUUUUUUUAUUAUUUUUUUGUAUUUUAUUUAAUCUGGUUGCUUUUAGCCACUCAUGAAGUCCUUAAAGUUAAUUUAAAGAGAUGUAUUGUGUCUUAUCGCUGUAACAUUGUAGUGUAAUAUUGACUUGAAGUAUAUAUUUUCUCUUAAGUGCCGGUACACAUGAAGCAUUGUAAAAUGUCAGUCUAAUGUAAGACAAGUUAUGAUUAUUGUUUUGAUAACAUACCUGAGCGCUGGGCUGUACUGGCCAGGAGAAUGUUACCAAGCAGCUACAGUCCAUUAAAUGACAGAUGUGCUCUUUCAGCUCUCUUGCUCAAAUGAGAAGUUCAGUGCAAUUCUCAAAUCUCUGUCAAAUACAAUGCCAGAAACCUGCUGAGCUUAGCACGAAAGUGGAAACAGGUGGAGCUGGUGAACCUGGUCCUGGUGAUAUGUGUUUUGUUUUUUGUUUUUUGGGGGUUUUUUUCUAUUAUCUAUUUAUAUCUUUAAAUAUUAUGUUAAAUGAUUUUGGCAGACAGACUCACAACUAGGCUUACUGUUUUCCUGUUUUUCUUUUUUCUGCUAAGCUAGCAAACCAUCUCCUGGCUGUGCCUUUAUGUUAUCACCCUUUUUUGAAUGGUGUUGACUUUAUUCUUGAAUUUUAUUAAAUGGUCAGCUGUUCAUUUAAUUAGACAACUAUCACUGGCAGCUCCAUAAUGAGAUGACCGCAAGCUAUUUUUAAAGAUGUUUGGCCAGUUCAAAAAACAAAAAGUUGAACAUUGGUCCAGAUGAGACAAUCUGUAGACUCAUAAAAGCCAUUAACUUGUGGUAGUGUAUCUUAUAAUGUGACAUUUGUCACGUGACUUUUUUUUGUGUGUGUGCGUGUGUGUGGAUGUGUACUCUGACUUUUAAGUUUUGCACUGUGAUUUCUGUUGCAUUUUUGACCAGAUGUGCCACAUGCCAUGAGAGAGAUUUCUUGCUUAUAAUAUCAAUCACUGUCAUACUCUGACAUAGCAGAUGCAGCACAAACGUGUCUGUUUAAGUUAACAUUGUGCUGUAUAAUUUAAUUUUCAGGUGCUUAUGGAAUAACUUUACAUGCUGUAUAUCCUGCUGUCUGUCCUGCUUCGAGGACCACUUGAAUGAAUGUGCUUUUUGGUGCCUUUUUAAUUUAGCUGAACAGUUAAAAUGGUCUCUGCUUUUUAUAUAAAUCUCUUUGCAAUGUUGAUUUGCAGAAGAGCAAAUGUAGUUGUAGAUUCCACAGCACAAAGCUACCAAAUCAUUACCUGUGGGAAUUAAACAUUGGUUAUCACUGUCCUCACUAUGGGCUCCACUAAACACUGCUGAGCCACAAGAUGGCUAUUUUUGCUAACUGUAAAAUAUACUGCUGUUGCCUUUUGAGUUGAUUGGAAUGUGGCUGUUUAAUGGUACAAAUUGUUCAAGGCCUGCCAGUGUAGGUCUAAUGAGGAGCUGUAAUUUAUCUGCAUACUGUUUAAGCAUUUGCUAACAUUUGCUGUUGAGAGGAAAAUGUUCUCAAUAAACUGUUUGCAACCAGA